Messenger RNA from Colletotrichum spaethianum, 549 nucleotides. RefSeq lists its product as uncharacterized. Bases 1 to 549 code for a protein of 182 amino acids. Lineage: Eukaryota; Fungi; Ascomycota; Sordariomycetes; Glomerellales; Glomerellaceae. The record is from RefSeq and is a predicted model, not a curated record. The transcript has 2 exons.
AUGUGCGAAGAUAGGCACUCAGAAAGCACGGCGGGCGACUGCGUGGCCUCGACACGCGCCGACCCUCCGAGUGCCAGGCCACCCUCGCCGGAUGCUGUCGCCUCGGACCCAAACGUGGCGGCCGGCCGGCACAUUCCCCGAAGCCCUCUCGCAUCCCAUUCCGAGAGCUUGAUGGACAUGCAAAUCCCGCCAGCGUCGCCGUCACCCCGAUCAAGCAGGAAAAGAGGCCUAGACGAAUUGAUUGUCGACGGCACGCCGCCGUCACCUGACAAGCUGCAACGCGAGCUCGACCGGCAACACGAAGAGGCCCUCGAGGCACGCCGCGCCGCUACCUCCCUUCUUCAGCCAGAAGCUUCAUCUCGGACCCAAGCCCAAGAGAGCAAGCGGCAGAGGAAACUGGCCUACCGAGGCAAACCCCUGGUACACGAUGCGAAGCCGCGCACGGACAAUAACAACAACAACAACAACAAAGACAACAACGGCAAGGGAGGCGGUGGGUAUACCAGAGAAGGGCGGCCCAGCUCCCCUGCAAACUCUUCAGAACAUUAA